Molecule: messenger RNA, 3645 nt
Organism: Suhomyces tanzawaensis NRRL Y-17324
Lineage: Eukaryota; Fungi; Ascomycota; Pichiomycetes; Serinales; Debaryomycetaceae
Gene: SMC3
Product: cohesin subunit
Exons: 1
Coding region: 1-3645 (1214 amino acids)
Biological process (GO): mitotic sister chromatid cohesion
Cellular component (GO): chromosome
Molecular function (GO): ATP binding; ATP hydrolysis activity; double-stranded DNA binding
Source: RefSeq, a predicted model, not a curated record
AUGUAUAUCAAGCGGAUUACCAUCCAGGGGUUCAAGACAUACAAGAACACCACAGUCAUUGACUUGGUGUCGCAACACCAUAAUGUCGUAGUCGGAAGAAACGGAUCUGGAAAGUCCAACUUUUUUGCUGCCAUUCGAUUUGUCUUGUCUGAUGCAUACACACAUAUGACAAGAGAAGAGAGACAAGGGUUGAUCCAUGAAGGGUCAGGAACUGUCAUGUCUGCUUAUGUGGAAAUUGUUUUCGACAACAGCGACGGUAGAUUUCCGUUGAGUAAGGAAGAGAUAUCCAUCAGAAGAACGAUUGGGUUGAAGAAAGAUGAUUACUCACUCGAUGGCAGGUCGGCCACGCGUUCUGAUAUUAUGAACUUAUUGGAGAGUGCUGGGUUCUCCAGAUCCAAUCCUUACUAUAUUGUUCCCCAAGGUCGAAUCACUAGUUUGACCAAUUCGAAAGAUGCAGAAAGACUCACUUUGUUGAAAGAGGUCAGUGGUGCUACCGUUUUCGAGAAUAAAUUGAAGGAAUCCGUAAAGGAGAUGAAUAAUUCAAACUACAAAAAACAAAGAAUCGAUGAAACUUUGGCAUCUAUUGAUGAAAGGUUGUCAGAUCUCCAAAUCGAAUCCGCUGAUCUAAAAGAAUUCCAAGCAUUGGAAAAGAAAAAGAAGGUACUUGAAUACAAUCUAUUUGACAGAGAGUUUAACGAUUUACAAGAGCUGAAGGAAGACAUAGAAGAGAAGUACGCCCAGUUAAUGCAAGAAUCACAGGAUGAUUUGUCUGAAUUGAAUAAAAGAGAAAAAUUGUGUCAACAACUAUUAGAUACAAUUAACAGUUUGAAAGUUUCCCUUAAAGUUUCUAAGUUGGAGAAAGAGCAAACUGAUUUGGAUUAUAACCAAAUAUUGAAACGUAUAACUGAUAAAGAGAUAGUAUUACACGAGCUAAAGUCCAAUUUGCAUUCAUCUCAAGAAAAGUAUGGCCAACUUCAAACACUGAUAGAUCAGUAUAAAUCGUUGAUUCAGAAGCACGAAUCAUAUAUCUCCAAAUUCAAACCGGAUUUUAACUCUUUACAUGAAAAAGAAGCACAGCUUAAGGCAAAUCUUACAAUUUUGGUGGCCAAACAAAGAGCUUUAUAUUCAAAGCAAAAUCGUUUCCAGAAAUUCUCUAGCAAAAAUCAGCGAGACUCUUGGCUUAAUAAGGAGAUCGCUGAUGUGAAGAAGAAAAUUCAAUCUAAAGACUACGAGAUAACUCAGAUCAACCUGGAUAUUCGUGGUCAUGAAACAACUCUUUCUGAUAUCAACGAGCAAAUUUCGGAGUUAGAUUCCGAGAUUAAUAACGAAUCACAUCGAUUAUCUAUCGCUAAAUUAAAAACUUCAAUUGGUAAUAUGAAAUCAAAACUAAACGAUAUUAAUGACCAAAGAAAAAGUCUAUGGCGUGACGAGAUAAGACUUAAAGGGGUGUAUGAUUCCAUUAAUAAUGAUCUCACUAAUGCUACUAAUUUGGUUAACCAAACCAUGGAUCGGUCUCAGGCUCAGGGUCUUACUGCUGUUAAAGCUAUUGCUGCAAAAUUAAACUUGACUGAAAAUGUUUACGGGCCGUUGGCUGAUCUUUUCGUCGUCAAUGAAAAAUACAAGACUGCAACUGAAGUCAUUGCAGGGAACUCUUUAUUCCACAUUGUUGUUGAUUCCGAUAGCACAGCUUCGUUGAUAAUGGAUGAAUUGGUAAGAACCAAGUCUGGUAGGGCCACAUUUAUGCCUCUAAACAGAUUGGAGAUUCAGCAGGUUGAAUAUCCAGAUAGCAAUGAACAUCAAUGUAUACCAUUGGUCAAAAAGCUUAAGUUUGAUGAUGCCAAGGUUGGAAAAGCGAUCAGGCAAGUUUUCGGUAAGACUAUUGUUUGUCAUGAUUUACAGAGUGGUUCCGAACUUGCAAGAGCUUACAAACUUUCAGCGAUUACAUUGGAUGGUGACAGAGCAGAUACGAGGGGUGUGAUGACUGGUGGUUUCCGAGAUUACAAGAAGUCUAGAAUAGAUGCACUCAAAAAUCAAACAAAGAAGAAGAAAGAUUUGCAGAAGGUUGAAACGGAUCUUAAAAAGUGCACAGAUGAAAUCACCACUGUAAAUCAAAAGAUCACAGCCUUGAAUAGUGAAUUGCAGUUGAGCGUUCGUGAUUUGGAUAAGCUCGAAUCUUCUCAAGAGCCAAACAAGAUAAAGUUGUCUCAGUUGACCAACAAGAAGUUCAAUCUUGAACAAGAAUUGAGCACAUUACAGUAUAAUGUCGAGAUUGUUAGGACUGCCAAGACCAGCUUGAAUUCUAACUUAAAACAACACGAAAGUGAAUUGAAUUCGAGUUUCACACAAUCAUUAACAGAUGAAGAGCUUCAAAACUUACGGGACUUAAAUGAGGAAGUGGGUAAGCUUGAAGCUAACUUGGACGAGACUGUUACGCAAAUGUCUGAAAUUGAAGCUAAAUUGGUGUCUUAUGAAUCAGAAUUGAAUAGCAAUUACAAACCACAUUUGCAAAAGUUGGUCAACGAACAAAAUUAUUUAAGAUCUGGCACGGCUCAGUCGCUUGAUAUCAAGGAUUUGGAGGCAGAGUUAGCAUCCUUGCACAUUAAUUUGGAUACAGCGGAGUCAAGGAAUCAGAAAGCGAGUUACGAGUUCAGUAGAAUUGAAGACGAAAUCAAUAAGAGUGAAAGUGCAUUGCAGAAGGCAAAUGAUCAACAAAUCACGAUUCUUAAGAAGUUGGAAAAGUUUUCAAAAGUAUCCGAGAAGACAUUGAACAAGAAAUCCAUAUUAUCGAAUAGAAGUGAUGAGCUUCAGAAGAAGAUACGAGAUUUAGGGGCGUUGCCUGAAGAGGCGUUCCAGCAAUCAAACUAUAAUCAAUAUGACUCAGAUCAAUUGUUGAAACAAUUGAAUAAGGUCAACGAUAAGCUCGCCAAGUACUCCCACAUCAACAAGAAAGCGAUGGAGCAGUUCAGCACGUUUACCAAGCAAAGGGACGAAUUGGUUGGGAGAAGAGAAGAGUUGGAGAAGUCGCACGAGUCGAUUGAAACGUUGAUCAAGAAGUUAAAGUUGCAAAAAAAUGAGGCUAUACGCAAGAGUUUCAAGCAGGUCGCUAAAAGUUUCCAUGACAUCUUUGAGAAUCUCGUGCCCCUCGGAGUGGGUAACUUGAUUAUGCACAAAAAGAUUGAGGACAAGGAGAAGGAAGCGCUGAUGGAGGAGGACGAUGACAUGGCUGUUAGCGACAGCGACAGCGACGCCAAUGAUGACGACAUCGAGAACUACGUGGGAGUGUCCAUUUCUGUGUCGUUCAACUCCAAGCAUGACGAACAACAGCGGAUCGAGCAGCUCUCGGGGGGCCAGAAGUCGUUGUGUGCCAUUGCGCUCAUCUUGGCCAUCCAGAAGUGUGAUCCGGCUCCGUUCUACCUCUUUGACGAAAUAGAUGCAAAUUUGGACACCCAGUACCGGACUGCGGUGGCCGCCAUGAUCAACUCGCUCUCCACCAAGGCGCAAUUCAUCUGCACCACCUUCAGGCCCGAGAUGUUACGGGUGGCAGAUAAGUUCUACGGAGUGAUGUUCAACAACAAAGUCAGUACCGUCACCGAAAUCAACCGCGAGGAGGCUAUGACUUUUGUGGAAGGGCAGGUGCACCACUAG